Molecule: messenger RNA, 3642 nt
Organism: Lates calcarifer (barramundi perch)
Lineage: Eukaryota; Metazoa; Chordata; Actinopteri; Centropomidae
Product: fatty acid synthase
Biological process (GO): fatty acid biosynthetic process
Cellular component (GO): cytoplasm
Molecular function (GO): fatty acid synthase activity; oxidoreductase activity; phosphopantetheine binding
Source: RefSeq, a predicted model, not a curated record
GACACUGGAGCAGGCAGCCUCAGUGCCAGUGGUCUAUGCCACAGCCUACUAUUCUCUGGUGGUGCGCGGCAGGCUCCGCCACGGAGAGUCUGUUCUCAUCCACUCAGGGUCAGGAGGGGUCGGCCAGGCUGCCAUCGCCAUAGCACUCAGCAAGAAAUGCAAAGUCUUCACUACAGUUGGAUCAACAGAGAAGCGGACCUACCUGCAGGAGAGGUUCCCUCAGCUCUCAGCACAGUCCUUCGCCAACUCCAGAGACACCUCUUUUGAACAGCACAUCUUGCUUCACACACAGGGCAAAGGUGUGGAUGUGGUGUUGAACUCUCUGGCUGAAGAGAAGCUGCAGGCUAGUAUUCGCUGCCUAGCCCGACAUGGACGAUUCCUGGAGAUUGGCAAAUAUGACCUGUCCAACAACUCUCCACUGGGCAUGGCUCUUUUCCUGAAGAAUGUAGCAUUCCACGGCAUCCUGCUGGAUGCUCUCUUUGAAGAGGGUAACCAGGAGUGGGAGGAAGUGUCCCAGCUGCUGAAGGAAGGCAUUAUGGGAGGCGUAGUUCAGCCUCUAAAGACCACUGUGUUUAAGAGCAACCAGGUGGAGGAAGCAUUCAGAUACAUGGCUCAAGGGAAGCACAUUGGCAAGGUCCUCCUGCAGGUCCGUAAUGAGGAGAGGGGUGCAGCAGUUCAAGCUGCUUCCCCCUUGUCUCUUCCUGCUAUCUCUCGCACUUUUUGCGUCCCCUCCCACUCAUACAUUAUCACUGGUGGACUGGGAGGGUUCGGUCUGGAGCUUGCUCAGUGGCUGAUGGAGAGAGGAGCCCGCAAACUGGUGCUGACUUCCAGAUCAGGCAUCAGGAAUGGAUACCAGGCAAAGCGAGUGCGCCAGUGGCAGAGUCAAGAUAUGGAGGUGCUAGUGUCAACCAAUGAUGUCAGCACACUGGAGGGAACAGAGAGACUCAUUGUUGAAGCCAGAAAACUGGGCCCAGUGGGUGGUGUCUUCCACCUAGCCAUGGUGUUGAAAGAUGGCAUGUUGGAGAAUCUGACCCCUCAGCUCUUCCUUGAUGUUAACAAACCUAAAAAUGAUGGCACCGUAAACCUCGACAUAGUGACAAGAAAGUUGUGUCCAGACCUCAAGUACUUUGUAGCCUUCUCUUCAGUCAGCUGUGGGCGUGGUAAUGCUGGCCAAAGUAACUAUGGUUAUGCCAACUCAGCCAUGGAGCGCGUGUGUGAAAAGCGCCAUUACGAUGGCCUACCUGGACUUGCAGUCCAGUGGGGUGCCAUUGGUGACGUGGGUGUGGUGCUGGAGACUAUGGGUGGCAACGAUGCAGUGAUUGGUGGCACCCUACCACAGCGCAUCACAUCCUGCAUGGAGGUGCUUGACCUCUUCCUGUGCCAGCAGCAGCCGGUGAUGUCGAGUUUUGUAUUGGCAGAGAGGAUGGUGGCAAAGAGCGAGGCAGGAGGCCAGAGGGAUUUGGUAGAUGCUGUGGCUCACAUUCUGGGUGUGCGGGAUGUGAACAGCCUGAACGCUGAUGCCUCAUUGGCUGACCUGGGCCUGGACUCCUUGAUGGGUGUUGAGGUUCGCCAGACUCUGGAGCGUGACUACAACAUUGUUAUGGCCAUGAGGGGCAUUCGCCAGCUCACCAUCAACAAGCUGCGAGAGCUGGCUAAUAGCAAGCCGGGAGGACCAAAUGAAUCUCACCACGCUUCAGUUAAGAGGGAUGUCAUUCGUGUUUUGUUGGAGUCUGAUCUGACCCAACUAUUGGUCAACCCCAAUGGCCCCACGGUAACACUACUCAACAAGGGUCAGAGCCAGGAGAGACCGCUGUUCCUGGUCCAUCCCAUUGAGGGUUCUAUUGCUGCCUUUAAGACACUCGCCUCCAAGCUUAGCGUGCCUUGCUAUGGCCUGCAGUGCACAAAAGCUGCUCCCCUGGACAGCAUCCAGUCCCUGGCAGCCUACUAUGUGACUUGUAUCAAACAGGUUCAACCAGACGGGCCAUAUCGAAUCGCUGGCUAUUCCUUUGGUGCCUGUGUGGCAUUUGAAAUGUGCUCUCAGCUGCAGACCCAGAAUCAGUCUGUGGAGUACCUCUUUCUUUUUGAUGGAUCACACUCCUAUGUAGCAGCAUACACACAGAGUUACAGAGCCAAGCUGACACCAGGUAAAGAAUCUGAAGCUGAAACUGAAGCUUUGUGUGCCUUCAUCCAGCAGUUCACUGGCAUCGAAUACAACAAGCUUCUGGAGACUCUUCUCCCGCUGUCGGACCUUGAGGCCCGUGUCAAUGUGGCGGUGGAUCUAAUCACCUCCAGCCACAAGGGCAUCAGCCGAGAAUUGCUGCACUUUGCAGCCACCACCUUCUACUACAAACUAAAGGCUGCUGAUAGCUAUGUGCCAGCAACAAAAUACCAUGGCAAUGUGACACUACUGCGUGCCAAAACCAGCAGCGACUAUGAACAAAACCUGGGAACAGACUACAAGCUCAGCGAGGUAUGUGAUGGCAAGGUGUCAGUCCACGUCAUUGAGGGAGACCACCGUACAUUCCUGGAAGGAGAGGGGGUGGAGUCCAUCAGUAGCAUCAUCCACAGUUCACUGGUUGAGCCACGGGUCACAGCAAGAGAGGGCUAGAUAUGUUAUACCUAAUCACAGCCUUCACCUCAUACUAAUUUCACAAGUACAUAAAUGCAUUCCCACAGUAAGUCUUUGCAGACAGCAGGUUUGCAUUGUGUGCCAUUUUUCACUAACAUCCCAAAUGCACCUUAUUCUUCCCCCCACACAAUAGAUACUCUCUAACCUACCCUAAUCUUAACUGUGCUGUCUGUGUAGUAAAAAUAAUAAAAAGUGUUAUAAAUAAGAGUAAUGUUAUUGAAGAAUGGUCACAUUGAAUGACCUCCUGAUCUAUAAAACCGGUAGUUUUGAUAAGACAUCAUGAAAAGACAAUUAACAAAAUUAUCAUUAUUCCUUAAAUACUGUCAUGCCCUGAUACUAAUGGAUAUAAUUAUGCAUGUUUGUAACUUUACCACUGUCAAAUUGUUGGACUUCAAAAUGCCUUUGUUUAACACAGAGCCCCUUGGUUGUUGUGCAGCUUCAAUGCAACAAACAUGCAAAUCAUGUCAUUGGCUUUGCCUUUCAAUACAUUAUUUUUGGGUUAACAGCCACAAGGUCAGUGAUGCUGUUCUGAUUCCAAAAACCUGUGACACUGUAUUAACAAUAUUUUAAUAGUGAUGUACUUAAUAUGUUUGGAACAUAAAUGUCUCACUUAAUUUAGCAUCUUUUCCCAAAUUGGCUUGUAGAUUGUAAAUGAAUAGUAAGGCACCUGUUGAAUGCGGACAUACCUGAACAGCAAGUCUCUGAGCAGCAGGGGAUCCUCUCUGUCCUGGGAUCUUUGCUGAAAGGCUGUCCUCCCAGAGCUGUCUCUGACUCCCAUGAUCUCACCUGGAUUCAUAACCCAAAACCAGCAGCCCAGUCCCACAAAAGAACAGUCAACCUGACUUCUGAGGCCUCUAAUCUGGUCUAUGAAGGGUCACGUUACUUGAGGCAAAUGUGGUGAUUGAUUGCAGUGAAAAGGAGAAGGAUGUGACAGUACUGUGUAUGCUCUUUGCUCAUAUUGUAAUAUUUUCAGUAUGCAUUGUGACAACUAAUAAAGGCAUCUCACAAAGUUC